AUGAACGCAUUUCAAACGAGAGGUUACUUACUUAUUUCAGGUGAAGAAAAUUAUGGUGGAACUUCUGUAGUAAGAAAGUAUAAAAAAGAUAAAUUGUUUUAUGCUAUUAAAGAAAUCAAAGACGAUUCAGAUUAUCCUAUGGAAAAAAUUGAUAAUGAAAUUAGUAUUAUGCUUAGUUUAAAACAUCCAAAUAUUAUUGAAUUAAAAGAAUGGUUUAUUUCGCAAAAUGAAAUGAAUGUAUAUAAAUGUCUUGUAAUGGAGUGGUGUGAAGAUUCAUUACAACAUUAUGUUAAUAGGAAUUCUUAUGGAUUAUCUAUUGAUGAAAUGCAUUUUUUUGUAUCUGAUAUGAUGAAUGCUCUAAAAUAUUUAGUACUAGAGAAAAAAAUACUACAUAGAGACCUUAAACUUGCAAACUUUCUUUUAAAACGGUCAAAAGAAUAUCCAUUUCCUAUUGUAAAAUUAUGUGACUUUGGUAGUGCAAUUUCCAUUACUCCCAAAAUUUCAGGUUCAUUUUCUUCUCUUUUAUUUUCUGCACCAGAAGUUAAUAAAGAAGAAUAUACAUCCAAAAUUGAUAUUUGGUCUUUAGGGUGUUGUAUAUAUUGGAUGGCUACAGGACAUCCUAUUUAUCCAAUUGAUGAUGUUAAUGAAUUUCAUACUUCAUUAGAGAAAGAAGAACCAAUUCAAUUUAAUGAAAUACCUGAUGGAUCAUUAAAAUCAAUGUUAACACAAAUGCUAGUUUUUGAUUCCGAACAAAGAAUAUCAUGGGAAAAAUUAUUUAAUACACUAUUUGUAGAAGAAUGUCAUAAAGAGAAAAUAGAUGUUGAAGGAAGUAAAGAAAAUUAUCAAAUUAUUAAUGAAUUAGGAAAAGGGUCAUUUGGAAGUGUUGUAAAAGCAUGGGAUAAAAGAAAUCAAAAAUAUGUAGCAAUUAAAAAAAUUUAUAGAAAUGAUAUUGACAAUAGUUUGUUAAAACAAAUGGCAAUGAAAGAAAUUAGAAUUAUGAAACUUUUUCAUCAUCCAAAUAUAUGUGCCUUUUUUGAUUAUUAUGUAGAUGUACAAUGUUAUCUUGUUAUGGAAUAUUGUGACUCAGGAGAUAUACAACAAUUGAUUGAUAUUAGAAGAAGACAAGGAGCUAAUCCAUUAUUAUCAAAUGAAGAAAUAUUUUCUUUUACAAAUGAUAUUUUAAAUGGAAUUAAAUACCUUCAUGUUGAAAAACAUUUUGCACAUAGAGACAUUAAACCAUCAAAUAUUCUCUUAGCACAUUCUCUGAUUAGUAAAUACCCAGUCGUAAAAAUAUCUGAUUUAGGACUAACAAAAAGAGAUAAUUAUAUUGAUCCUUUAAGAACUAAUGCAGGUACUCCUGCAUAUAUGGCACCUGAAAUUCAUAACGGUAAUUAUACAUAUCAAUCAGAUUUAUGGAGUAUUGGAUGUGUAAUUUACUAUAUGUGUACAGGCUCAUUAAUUUUCCCAAAGAAUAAUUUUAGAUUAUUCUUUAGUGAAAAACGUUUACCUCCAUUUGGUUCAUUAAAAGUAAAACCAAGCAUUAUUGACCUAAUGAAACAUUUAAUUGUUUAUGAUGUUAAUAAACGAUGGGGAUGGAAAGAAAUUGAAACAUCUCCCUUUAUGUAUGAAUAUAAUGGAGAAAAUGUUAAAUUGAUACAUCAAAUUGAAGAAGAAGCUCAAGUAGAAGAUGAUAUGGUUAAAGAUGGAAAAAAUACUAUUGAAAUAGUGACAAAAAUGAAAAUGAAUAUCAAACAAAUGUCAGUAGAAGAAAUGAUGGGUGUGUUAUAUACUAUUGGUAAGUUAUGUAAUAUUUCUAUUGAAGAAUCACCCUGUGAUAUUAAUGUAAAUGUUCAUCCUAUAAUGACAUUAUUUGAAUGUACUAGAGAUAUAACGUUUGAGGCAUUAAAUAUGAUGGAAACUUGUCCAACUGACAAAGACUGGAAAUUAUUAUUAAACUACUCUCGAAGUAUGUUUCGAGUUCUUAAUAAAUUACUUCCUUCAACAGAACAAAAAUAUAUCCACCAAAGUUUGUUUUCUUUUCUUUACAUUAUUAAAUACUAAAAAAA
Entamoeba nuttalli P19 is the source of this 2066-nucleotide messenger RNA. RefSeq names its product protein kinase domain containing protein. Gene Ontology annotation, biological process: protein autophosphorylation; autophagy; peptidyl-serine phosphorylation. Gene Ontology annotation, molecular function: ATP binding; protein serine/threonine kinase activity. NCBI's taxonomy places the organism in Eukaryota, Evosea, Mastigamoebida, Endamoebidae. The coding region runs from base 1 to 2061 and encodes 686 amino acids. The record is from RefSeq and is a predicted model, not a curated record. Gene Ontology annotation, cellular component: autophagosome; cytoplasm. The transcript is spliced from 2 exons.